CACAAGCAGGGAGAGGCGGAGGAGGAAAAGGCAGAGAGAGAGAGCCCAGCCCUUGAAUACACGGCAACAACACGCCGACAGAGAGAGAGGGAGAGGCAUAGAGAGACUGGCUGAUUUUUUUGGGGGGAGCAAAAGGAGCUUUCGACGCUGCGGAUAUGAACUGAAAAGAAACACUGGAAGAGGCAGGGAUCGUGUUCCUAUAUCCCGAAAAUUUACUGUAAAGGUGGAAAACUAGUCCCCCUAAACCCUCCUCUCUCCAUAACAGUUAUUAUUCAGAUAGAGCUACACCCAAAGCCCCGACCGACCCCCUCCUGCUCCUGCUGCUCCACCCCUCCGCCGCUGCACCGCUCCGGCAACCGAGAUGCACACGGAGACCCGUAACAAGAAAUGCCAGUCAACUCCUAAGCAGAAGAAGAAUGCUGGCGGCGCCCAGAAGAAGCAGAGGAGCCCGGCCAAGCAGAGCGCCCUGACCCGAAAACAGCAGCAGCAACAACAACAGCAACAACAACAACAACAACAACAAGCGCCGCCGUCAUCAUCACCUCUGCCACCUGCAGUCCAGGAAGAGGAGGAGAAGGAGGAGGAGCCGGUGACCAGGCCUCAGCCGCCGCAGGAGGAGGAGGAGGAAUCAGGCGAGGAGGAGCGAGAGGAAGCAGCGACAAAGCCUGUGAAGAAGAAGAAGAAGAAAGGAAAGGAGCAGCAGGAGGAGGAGAAGCAGGAGGGCGAGACAGACAUGCCGUCUGUACAGAUCAAACCGGAGCCAGAGGAGAUGGAGUGCACGCAGGCAGACAUAGGCACCGACUGCCCACAGCCAACAGACCUGAAGGUGAAGACUGAGUCGCCAGUUUGUAAGACGGAGCCCUCUUCGCCCCAGCCGUGCCCUGCCGAGGACCAGACCGAGCCUGUCGACCUGUCCCUCAACAAACCCCGCUCCUCUUCGCUCCCCGCCUGUACGAUGAGCGUCACAGUCAACCCUGCGCCCAACAGUGCCGUGACCCAACCCAGCCUGUCGGCCACACCGGUCCCCUCUGCGGUACAAUCGAUAGGCUCCAUGGUCCUCUCCCCGGGCUCCAUCCUGGCCACGCAGGGCGCCGGGGGACAGCAGAUCCUGCACGUCAUUCACACCAUCCCCUCGGUCAGCAUGCCCAGCAAGGUGGGCCAGCUGCAGACCAUCCCUGUGGUGGUGCAGUCGCUGCCUGUUGUUUACACCACCAUGCCGACAGAUGGCGUUGCCACGGCAGCCAUUACAGUGCCGCUCAUAGGCAGCGAUGGGCGCUCGGAAGGAUCUGUUCGUAUUAAGCCAGGUUCAACGUCUCCAGUGGAGUAUCAGAGUGACAGCGAUGCAGAGAGCGGUACGGAGUCUGGAUCGGCCUCCCUCAGCGCCCAGAGCCUUGACGCAGGGUCGGUCAUGGACUUAGAGCCCGUCGAUCCAGACUCGCCGGACAUCAAGAGAAGGCGAAUCCACAUGUGCGACUAUGAAGGCUGUAAAAAAGUUUACACCAAGAGCUCCCACCUCAAAGCCCACAGGAGGAUACACACAGGAGAGAAACCCUACCACUGUACCUGGGAGGGCUGCACCUGGCGCUUCGCCCGCUCCGACGAGCUGACCCGACACUUCCGCAAGCACACAGGAAUCAAACCUUUCCGCUGCACCGAGUGCGACCGCUCCUUCUCCCGGUCUGACCACCUCUCCCUGCACCGCCGCCGCCAUGUCAUGAUGUGAACUCUGACCUCCCCCCUCCCCGACACUCACAAUACCCCAUCGACCCCCCUCCUCCCUACAAACCAACCUCUUACCCCGUGACGUCUCGAAGUCCUUCACAGCACAUCUUGUACCAGUGCCCCCCACCCCACCCCACCCCACACGAACCUCUGCUACUUCCUGUUUCCCUCCUCAUCUCUGCUGACCCCCCCACUCUCUUCGGAUUUUAUGCCCCCUUCAAAAGACAACUGUACCUCCUUCGUCCUCCUCCUCUUCAUCUUGAAAUCACAGGAACAUCAGGAACGCGUCUGUUCGUUUCUGUGUGUGUGUGUGUGUGUGUGUGUGUGUGUGUGUGUGUGUGUGUGUGUGUGUGUGUUACAGGAUUUCUUUCUUUUUUUUUUUUUACUGUGUGUGUUUCAUCGUCAUUACCACCACCGUCCACCUGACGCCCCUCCUGCUCCACAACAAUCCCCUCCCUGCCACCCUCCCACUCAACCCCAACUGUCACAUAAUAUGUCUCCUCAUCAGAAAGAGGAAGAUGGACUGAAGGACAUCCAGCGGCAGGGACGUUCAUCCAUCCAUCACAUGCAUCCAUCCAUCCAUCCAAAGGAGAGGAAGAGGAGAGGACGAGAGGAGGAAUAAUGUGUGUGUGUUGUUUUUAAACUAAAAGGACAAGGGGAAUUUUAAAAUGGAUGUCUCUUCAGCUGCUUUUUAUUUUUUGAAAAACAAUUUCAUUUUGCACAUAUCCAGAGUUGGGAAUUUAUGUGAAGCCAAAAUGUCAUAUAUUGUGGAUUUUUGGAAGCAAAGGUGAAAGACCCAAAUAGCUCUUUUCCACCACAAGAACAUUUUCCAGGAAACUUUUUAGGAACCUUUUUUUCCAACCCUCCUGACAUGGAAAAACUGGCAAAUUACGAUCAAAAUCAGGAAUUGUACGAUAAAAGAAAAGGUAACUAAGUUGACAAAUCUGUCCAGACAUUUGAUGCCAAAAGUUUGGUGCUCAAUUUUAUGAAAGUUUUUUGGUAAAGUAUUUAAGCUCCAUUCCCAGCCCUUCUCUGAGCCACAGUUCCAGUCCCCAAAAAAGUCCCUGUCCCUGGACCUUCCUAAGUCACUGACACAAUUUGGGGAAAUGGGGCUAAAAAAACCAAACAGCUUUGGAUUUUCAAAGUAAAAGCUUCCCAACUCUGUGCAUAUCAGUGUAUGAGUCUUUGCUUCACGGCGGCUGAAGUCACAUCAGACACGUUUCCCCUCUUUAGGCAAACAUAUCUGAGGCGUCUGAGGCUAAACGUAGUUUAUUUUGUCCUGACCUGUCCACCCCCCCCACCCCUCCUGGUACAGGGAGCUACAAGACUGUGAACUUUAUAAAGAUUCAUUUGUUUUCAUUGUAUCAAUCACCUUAUUGUUGUUUGCGUGUUCUCCCCCCGCACACAUCUUUCUGGUUCUUCUUCGAUAACAGUAUUUGCUUUUUAUGCGUUGUUGUUGCUGUUGUUUUUUGAAAUAAGGCCUUCAGUUCUGUCUUUUAUUUUUAUUUUUUUUCUUCUUUGCCAGGUUUGGCACUCUUUAACAGAAUGGCACCCUUUUUAAAAAAAAAAAGAAAAGAAAAAGAAUUCAGAUCCUUUAGUUGUGUUCUGAGGCUGUGAAAAAGACAGAGGAGACACAAAUAGUUUGAGAUUACAAGUAAAACUCUCACGCAGGGAAUAGGGGAGCUUUUCUGAGUGUGUGUUUUUUGUGUGUGUUGUUCACGUGUGUGUGUGUGUGUGUGUGUGUGCGUGCGCAUGUGUGUGUUUGGGUGAGUGUGCAUGUUUUGAGACAAACACAUAAUCAGAAUUUAAGAUUUUUACGAGUGUGUGUUCCGGGCACUUGUUGUUCUUUUACCUCUUGCCCGUUGAGCCUUAAUAACCGAAGUCAAUCUGUAAGGGCGAAACCAGAACCUCUGACAGAGGAGACGUCCGGCCAAAGAUCAACUGUGAGUCUCCACCGAGACGUAACGCUGUUUGUCCAUGAGAAACCUGAUCUUUGCGGCGAAGGCUUAUGUUUUUUUUCGUCCUCUGCAGAAAGGAUGUUCCUCACAGCAGCGAGCGCUUAGCACGCUUUUUUUAGUCUUUGAAACCAGGAAGUGAAAGGUGCCAUGAAUAGCAGUUUUUAAAAAAAGUCACAGUUUAAUUUGGAGACAAAUCGCCUUGAGAGGAGAUGAAAAUCCCUUCUAGUCUUUGCAGGCUUCUUCUCAGUAUUUUACAUUGUGACCCACCUGGAGGCUUAAGGCAGAAAAUCUGCUGAAUUGCUUCACAGCACAAAUCAGGAAAGGGUGUGGGGGGGCACUGUUCCUCCACAACAAGCAGAUUUAGAGUUUUUCAGAUGUUUGAUGAUGAGAUGAGCGGAAGAGAUGUAAAGUUAAAGAAAGGAUUAGCCUCCUUUUCUUCAUAUUAAGCUUUAGAGGAAAUGUGGUCUUACUCUUUAGAAAUUCAAGCAUUUGUCUCCUUUAAAACGCAACCUGAAACACCCAACAAAAGCCAUUUGCACUCUUUUUAAUGACCUUACAAAAAAAAAAUCCAUGGAGCAACAGAGCUGUGGAGCCAACAUGGCUGCCACUGGAAGUCACAGUGGACCAGGCCGUCUGUCAGUGGUUCUGGGAGAAACCUGGCACUGUGUUGGGCUGUCAGGGUCCGCAGUGCCUGGGGUUUAAACCACGGGGAAAGUAAGCGCUCUCCUCACUAGCAUUUCUACCAGGGUGGGGGGUCAAUUCUCUUUCAGCUUGUGACAGAACUUAAUUUAAUGCCUCAAACAACUAGCAUCUAAUACAAUCUAACAGAGAAUCUUGCUUUUGUGUCCAAAACCUUCCUGACACAACACCCCUAACUUCUAGCCUGUGCUAAAAUCCUAAUCUAAAACAGCACAUUUUUCAAACUUUAACAUUUUUGAAACACAGUUGAAACAAAAUCGACCCCCAGUGACCCUGCUAUGACCCAUGGUGUCCAUGUCUUAAGGGGGCUGUUUUUCAGCUCCUGAUCUGGGCUGAACUUGAUUAUGCAACAUAACGCAGACCUCGCUCUAAGCGCUGUUCUGAACUCAGAAGUAGAGCACUAGCUGGUAGUUGUACUGCUCAUAUGCAGCUCACCUAGGUUGUAACCAGAUCCUUAAAAUAAAAAAGAAAGGGAGGUCAGGAUGUGUAGAAGCCUGUUUGUGAUUGUUGAUCACUGAACGAAGCCACCUCUGAAACCACCUCUGAAAAGCUAGUAAGUGAGAGCAAAAUGUUUCAUAUGGAAUAUGGAAGCAAAUCUGUCUGACCAGAUUCUGAAAUUUAAAAGGCUGUGGAUUUAUAGCACUGAAUUUUUUAUUUUUUUGACUCUGAAUUCAACUCUUGAAAUUUUCAGUAACUCAUUUCACUGAUAUUUUUUAUGUUCGCAAAUUCAAAAUGAAAAAUUCAACAUCAAAUCAACAUCCAUCAUAUGACCAACGGAGCAUAACUCGAUUGGCUGGAUGUUGGUUUGAUUGGAGACAGAACCCUUUGUAUUUAACUUGAAUUUUGGGAUCUCAAUCUGAAGCAACUUGAAUAACUAUAAUUCAGUUUUUUUUUUUUUUUAAAGCUUGAAUAUUUCAUUCUUAAUUUGGGAACAUUGAAAAAUAACAGUGAAGUGAGUUAUUGAAAAUUUCAUGAGUGGAAUUCAGAGUCCCCCAAAAAAUUCAAACACAAAAUUUCAAUGCAAAAUAAAUAGAUAAAUGAAUAAAUAAAUAAAAAUCAGAACUAGAAAUUCAAAGACUGAGUUUCAAAAUCUGGUGAGACAGAUUUGCCUCCAUAGUUUUACAUCUGACUUUUCAUAGUGUGAUAACUGAGACGGAUGUGCAGGCUUCCUGUGAGCUGAGUGCAUGCCAUGCCAGGGCAGAUUGUGUCUUUUGGUCUGCACACUGCAAAAAAUAUCCCCCGCAGCAACUUCGCUGAAUCUGGUUUGGGAUUUUGAAAUCUCAUUACUAUUUAAAAAUAAAAAAAAUUAGCUCGUUGAAGGAUAUCAAGUCAUAUCAAGGAGCAACAUUAUGAAGAAUCUGAACUAAAUUCAGUCACUUGUUUUGAGGGAUUUUAUUCUAUUUUUUGCAGUGCAGAGCAAUAUGCAAUGUCCCCAUUCCUCUUAACAUCCCCUCUGCUUCAACUUAAAAAAACAACAAAAAACAAAAAACAUAGUUACUAAGCACAUCUUUCUAGAAGAGUAUAUGCAUUUAAUUGCAAUUUUCUUUCUUUUGUAAACUGUUGAUAAAGACAUUAAGGACAAAUAAUUAAGAGAAAUCCAUGUACAUAAAUGUAUAUAAUCAAAAAGUGCAGAGUAAAUGUAACGGGUGAAUUUCUAUUUUUAACACUGACUAGAUAAUGUGAAAAAAUCUUUUUUUCUUCUUCUUCCUCUGUUGGUUUGAUGAAGUGUGUUUCAUCAUGUGUUCAUUUUUUUUCAAAUCUAAUAAUGCAUUUGUUUCGUAGUUUCCUAAAAAAAAAUGGUCCCACUUGUGUUGUGCACACUUGUGUUGCAUGGAGAGUAGCCUUCUUGUUUUCUUAUAGUGAUGUUGGUGAGCAUGUCAGUGUGUGAGACCGUGGGGUUCCUUUAACAUUAAUGAUCUGAGGGAAAAAAAAAAGCUCCACUGAGAAAUCACGUUGAAAAUAAUUAAUUAGGCAUCAGUUUAUUAUUAUCAUUAUUAUUAUUAUUAUUAUUAUUAUUAUUAUUACAACAGAGCUUGAUCUUUCUGCACUGGACCUGAUUUAAAGUAUCACAAAAUAAUGAAGCAGUCAGUGAAACAUGAGAUUUAGUUGGUUUGGGUCUGAAAACAUUUUUCACACUCUGUAGCUUUAGUUGUAUUCAGACAGAAAAUUUCAGGUCAGACGGGGUUAAAAAAUCCUUUUUUUAAUAUGUUCACGAACAUACAGUUGAUUGCUGGUUUUAUGCUUAUCAGGUCAGUUUGGUUGAAAAGUUACAAAAAAAUUGUAGAUGCAAAGACGAACCAGGAAACAACCUAUAGUUGCCAACAGAAAACCAGCUUACCAAUAUUUUAUCCGCCAAAUAAAAUAUAGACAAUUAAAACACACUAAUGUAUUUUCUCCCAUUUGAAACUGAACAAAAUAACAGUUAAUUUAUCUUGGUAAAAAUGAAGAAGCGUGUACCUAUUUAUGGAUAGAAGAAGAUGCAACAUGAGAAAACGGGUUGCGCUGCAGAAGCUAAUUGAACAGUAAGGAAAGUAAAAAGGGUCAGAAGGAUUUGAGCCCUUUAGAGACAUUAUGUUCCUUUUGGCCAGGGUACAGGGUUGGUUUGAUAAACCGAGAAACAGCUCAGGUCCCAUUUUCCUGCUUGUUCACCCAAAUUACAGAAGCAAAAACCCAUUUCUCACCUCUAAUGGUAUCUACCCAUGCAGAUAGUUUUGGCUCUAUUUUUUUUUGGCUCUGUCACAGUGUAAUGGACAGGAGUGGUUUUUGCUUGUGGUGCCCACUGCAUUGAAAAAUGACAUUCCUGGUCAGUUCACAUUGAACAGUUUUGGUGAAAUUAUUUGAAACCAGCAUUUUACAGUGGAUGUUCACUCAGUUGUUAUUGAGGCAGGAUGUGACAAGAAGGAAGCAAGGGGUCAUAACCUCUAGUCUCUGCUCUGUCCUUGGUGUCAGAGGUGAACAGACCUCCUUGAGAUCAUUCUCCAGCCGUCCACUGACUCCUGGCAGUUUUGAUCUGUUUGUGUAUCAAUGGAAAUCUCAUCAACAAGCUUAUAAACAGACAUUUAGUCGAGAUUAUUUUUUUAUUUUUAUGUCAAACUAUAAUUUCGCAGGCCAAGAAUGAAACAUCCUGCUUGGUUUUCAUGGGGAUGUUUUCAGUAGAAAUCCAAUGGAAACUCAAGACAGUGACAUUUGUGGAUUAAGCAGAACAUUCAGGACAUUGUUUAAUCAUCUAAACACAAACACCUCCGCUGUAUUGAUAUAGAGGCAUCUGAAAACCUGGAAAAAUAAAUCCAAAACUGUCUGCACUAAAAGUAACUGAGAUAUAUUUUUGAUGUAUAUUUGAAGCAACCCCCCUAACAACACUGAUCUCAACACGCUUUUAUUUCUAGGCUCAUUUACUCAACAGAGCACAUGUUUCGUUAUUUAACUAUAAACGCAGCUAAAUUGGUUAUUUCACAGAACAGUCAAACACACACACGAAAACCUCCAGUGCCACACCAAGGAUAGUCAGUUAUUGCGCCUCAGAGCCUGUUGACGACGACCCAGACAGAGUCUUAUUUUUUCGCUGGUGUUGGAGUUGUUGCCGGGAGACUGAUGCAUGUGUUCGUUUUUUUUUUUUUUUUCUGCUUCCUGUUGUUUUCGUUGCAGUUUUUUUUUUUUUUGCAAAGCUUGUUUUCCCACGGUAUUUUCUUCUAAACCUUCUGUUUGUGCGUAAAGCAGGAAUGUUCAUCUGAAAACAGCGACAUCUGAAAAGAGUUUAUUUCCUGCUGAGACCUGAGGGAUAGAGUUCAUGUCUGACGGUGACGUCACUGACUUGUGUCCGUCUGUGUGCGAGUGCCUCAACUCACCAUGAAUCAUUUCCUCUGCAAAAUCAGAAAUUUUAGGUAUUUUCUAUUGAAUGCAGUAACUUAUGGGCCAGUACUAUAUUUACUCAGUGCAAUGCAGUUUAUCAUUAUAAUAAUACAAUUAUUAAUAAUAUUUUUUUCUUUUUUUUUUGUAUUUGUACAGAACAAAUGUGUAAAGAUCAGUGAGGAAAACGUGAGCUUUUUGAUACUGUGACUCAUGGUGUUUAAAAGUCAGUUUCUCCCUGUACAGUUGUGAUUAUUUCCCCCUCCCUUCCUUCUUCUUUUAUAGAAUAAAAAAUGUUUUUGGUGCAA
Molecule: messenger RNA, 8533 nt
Organism: Seriola aureovittata
Lineage: Eukaryota; Metazoa; Chordata; Actinopteri; Carangiformes; Carangidae
Gene: klf8
Product: Kruppel like factor 8
Exons: 7
Coding region: 362-1723 (453 amino acids)
Biological process (GO): regulation of transcription by RNA polymerase II
Molecular function (GO): DNA-binding transcription factor activity, RNA polymerase II-specific; RNA polymerase II cis-regulatory region sequence-specific DNA binding
Source: RefSeq, a predicted model, not a curated record